CCCUCUAGAGCCGCUGCCGCGCGGCCGCGCAGCCGCCUUACCUCCCUCUCCGGGCUGCGCGCCGAGGUCUGCGCCGCGCUCCGCCUCCAGCCGUGCGCAGACUUGCGCACGCGUCGUGAGAGCAGCCGCCUCCGUCCCUCGCUGGGCUCGCUGGGGCUGCGCGUCGGGCCAGUGGGGGCGCCGCAGCCGGAGCCGUCCCGGAGCCGGUGAACCGAACGGCCUCGAGGGAGGGGCGUGGGGAAGGCGGCGGGAGGAGGAGCGCACGGGCCGGCUGCCGUGCCCACCACGGCUGAGGAACAUGGUUUUCGAGUCGGUGGUCGUGGACGUGUUGAACCGUUUCUUGGGGGACUAUGUGGUGGACUUGGACACGUCCCAGCUCUCUCUGGGCAUCUGGAAAGGAGCUGUGGCCCUCAAGAAUCUUCAAAUUAAAGAAAAUGCCCUGAGUCAACUGGAUGUACCAUUUAAAGUUAAAGUUGGUCACAUAGGUAAUCUUAAACUUAUAAUUCCAUGGAAAAACCUUUAUACUCAACCUGUUGAAGCCGUAUUGGAAGAAAUUUAUUUACUCAUAGUGCCUUCUUCUAGAAUAAAAUAUGAUCCUUUAAAAGAAGAGAAACAACUCAUGGAAGCAAAGCAACAGGAACUGAAAAGAAUAGAAGAAGCAAAACAAAAAGUAGUUGAUCAAGAACAACAUCUGCCGGAAAAACAGGACACUUUUGCAGAAAAAUUAGUUACACAGAUCAUAAAAAAUCUUCAAGUGAAAAUUUCCAGUAUCCAUAUUCGUUAUGAAGAUGAUAUCACAAAUCGGGACAAACCACUGUCAUUUGGUAUUUCCCUUCAAAAUCUGAGCAUGCAGACAACUGAUCAAUACUGGGUUCCAUGUUUACAUGAUGAAACUGAGAAACUAGUUCGUAAGUUAAUCCGACUGGAUAACCUGUUUGCCUAUUGGAAUGUGAAGUCUCAGAUGUUUUAUCUUAGUGAUUAUGAUAACUCCUUGGAUGACUUGAGGAAUGGCAUUGUCAAUGAAAAUAUUGUUCCAGAAGGUUAUGAUUUUGUAUUUCGUCCCAUAUCUGCUAAUGCCAAACUUGUGAUGAAUCGCCGAUCUGAUUUUGACUUUUCUGCCCCCAAAAUAAACUUGGAUGUUGAGUUACAUAACAUAGCAAUUGAAUUUAAUAAACCACAGUAUUUCAGUAUUAUGGAGCUUCUUGAAUCAGUUGAUAUGAUGACACAAAAUCUGCCUUACAGGAAGUUCAAACCUGACGUGCCUCUUCACCACCAUGCCAGAGAAUGGUGGGCUUAUGCUAUACAUGGUGUUCUUGAAGUAGAUGUUUGCCCCAGGUUACAGAUGUGGUCAUGGAAGCAUAUUAGAAAACAUAGGCAAAAAGUGAAGCAAUGUAAAGAACUGUAUAAAAAAAAGUUAACAAGUAAGAAGCCACCUGGUGAACUUCUCGUGUCUUUGGAGGAGUUGGAAAAAACCUUGGAUGUCUUUAAUAUAACUAUAGCUAGACAGCAGGCAGAAGUUGAGGUAAAGAAAGCUGGAUACAAAAUUUACAAAGAAGGAGUAAAAGAUCCAGAGGAUAAUAAAGGGUGGUUUAGCUGGCUAUGGUCUUGGUCAGAACAAAAUACUAAUGAACAGCAACCAGAUGUUAAACCUGGAAUUCUUGAAGAAAUGUUGACACCUGAAGAAAAAGCUUUACUCUAUGAAGCAAUUGGCUAUAGUGAAACAGCAGUUGAUCCAACUUUACCAAAAACAUUUGAAGCCUUGAAGUUUUUUGUCCACUUGAAAAGUAUGUCAAUUGUUCUAAGAGAAAAUCAUCAAAAACCUGAGCUGAUAGAUAUUGUAAUAGAAGAAUUUAGCACCUUAAUUGUGCAAAGACCAGGAGCACAAGCAAUAAAAUUUGAAACUAAAAUAGAUUCAUUUCAUAUUACUGGCUUACCAGAUAAUUCAGAAAAACCCCGCCUCCUGUCUUCAUUGGAUGAUGCAAUGUCACUUUUCCAAAUUACAUUUGAGAUAAAUCCAUUAGAUGAAACUGUUUCUCAGAGGUGUAUCAUAGAAGCUGAACCUUUAGAAAUCAUAUAUGAUGCAAGGACAGUGAAUAGUAUAGUGGAAUUCUUCAGACCUCCAAAAGAGGUACAUCUAGCACAGCUCACUUCAGCAACUUUGACAAAACUGGAAGAAUUUCGCAAUAAGACAGCAACAGGUCUGCUGUAUAUUAUUGAAACACAGAAAGUUCUUGAUCUCAAAAUUAAUUUGAAGGCUUCAUAUAUUAUUGUCCCACAAGAUGGAAUUUUUAGUUCUACAUCAAAUCUGCUUCUUUUGGACCUUGGUCAUCUAAAGGUGACGAGUAAAAGUCGUUCUGAAUUACCAGAUGUGAAACCAGGUGAGGCUAAUCUUAAAGAGAUAAUGGAUAUAGCUUAUGACUCGUUUGAUAUUCAACUUACAAGCAUACAGCUGCUUUACAGUAGAGUUGGUGAUAAUUGGAGAGAAGCACGAAAACUCAGUGUAUCUACCCAGCAUAUUUUGGUACCCAUGCACUUCAAUUUGGAACUGUCUAAGGCCAUGGUUUUCAUGGAUGUAAGGAUGCCCAAAUUCAAGAUUUUUGGAAAGUUACCUCUUAUUUCUUUACGAAUCUCAGAUAAAAAACUACAAGGGAUUAUGGAAUUGAUUGAAAGCAUUCCAAAACCUGAACCAGUAACUGAAGUAUCUGCCCCUGUCAAAUCAUUCCAGAUUCAAACAUCUACUUCUUUGGGAACAUCACAGAUUUCACAGAAAAUAAUUCCUCUCUUGGAACUUCCAUCUGUUUCUGAAGAUGAUUCAGAGGAGGAAUUUUUUGAUGCACCAUGUAGUCCCUUGGAAGAACCUCUUCAGUUUCCAACUGGAGUUAAAAGUAUUCGAACCAGAAAGUUACAAAAGCAGGAUUGUUCAGUAAAUAUGACUACAUUUAAAAUACGAUUUGAAGUACCAAAGGUUUUGAUCGAGUUUUAUCACCUUGUUGGAGAUUGUGAGCUAUCUGUGGUAGAAAUUCAUGUUUUAGGAUUGGGCACAGAAAUUGAGAUUAGAACAUACGAUUUGAAAGCAAAUGCCUUUUUGAAAGAGUUCUGCUUAAAAUGCCCAGAAUACUUGGAUGAAAACAAGAAACCAGUUUAUUUGGUUACAACCCUGGAUAACACAAUGGAAGACCUGUUAACGCUAGAAUAUGUAAAGGCUGAAAAGAAUGUACCCAACUUGAAAAGUACCUAUAACAAUGUUUUGCAAUUGAUUAAGGUAAAUUUUUCCUCUUUGGAUAUUCAUUUACACACUGAAGCACUUCUGAAUACAAUUAAUUAUCUUCAUAAUAUCCUUCCACAAUCAGAGGAAAAAUCAGCCCCAGUGUCCACUACAGAGACUGAAGACAAAGGAGAUGUCAUUAAAAAAUUAGCUUUAAAACUAUCCACGAAUGAAGAUAUCAUUACUUUGCAGAUCUUAGCAGAAUUAUCGUGUUUACAGAUCUUUAUUCAAGAUCAGAAACGUAACAUUUCUGAAAUUAAGAUUGAAGGGCUUGAUUCUGAGAUGAUUAUGAGGCCUUCAGAAACUGAAAUAAAUGCAAAUCUAAGGAAUAUAAUUGUUUUAGAUUCUGAUACAACUGCUAUAUACAAAAAGGCUGUUUAUAUCACUGGAAAAGAAGUUUUCAGCUUCAAAAUGGUUUCUUACAUGGAUGCAACUGCUGGUUCUGCAUACACAGAUAUGAAUGUGGUUGACAUUCAGGUUAAUUUAAUAGUUGGUUGCAUUGAAGUAGUUUUUGUCACGAAAUUUCUAUAUUCUAUAUUGGCUUUUAUAGAUAAUUUUCAGGCAGCUAAACAAGCCUUGGCUGAGGCAACUGUUCAGGCAGCUGGAAUGGCUGCUACUGGUGUAAAAGAACUCGCAGGAAGGAGUUCCAGAAUGGCACUGGAUAUUAACAUCAAAGCCCCAGUUGUGGUCAUCCCGCAGUCUCCAGUUUCUGAAAAUGUUUUUGUUGCUGAUUUUGGACUAAUUACAAUGACAAAUACCUUUCAUAUGAUAACAGAGAGCCAGAGCUCUCCCCCACCUGUUAUUGAUUUGAUAACAAUAAAGCUGAGUGAAAUGCGACUAUACAGAUCUCAAUUUAUUAAUGAUGCAUACCAGGAAGUACUGGAUCUACUACUGCCAUUAAAUCUUGAGGUGGUGGUUGAACGAAAUUUAUGCUGGGAGUGGUACCAGGAAGUUCCUUGUUUUAAUGUAAAUGCUCAACUGAAACCUAUGGAGUUCAUUCUUAGUCAAGAAGAUAUAACAACUAUUUUUAAAACAUUGCAUGGCAAUAUAUGGUAUGAAAAAGAUGGUAGUGCAUCACCUGCUGUAACAAAAGACCAAUACAGUGCUGCUAGUGGAGUUACUACUAAUGCUUCACACCAUUCAGGAGGAGCAACUGUGGUGACAGCUGCUGUGGUAGAAGUACAUUCACAUGCCUCACUAGUUAAGACAACACUAAACAUGAGCUUCAAAACUGAUUAUCUCACCAUGGUGCUGUAUAGUCCAGGUCCUAAACAAGCUUCCUUUACAGAUGUUCGUGAUCCUUCUCUGAAACUUGCUGAAUUUAAAUUGGAGAAUAUUAUAAGUACUUUAAAAAUGUAUACGGAUGACUCAACAUUUUCUUCCUUCUCAUUAAAAAACUGUAUUUUAGAUGAUAAAAGACCUCAUGUCAAGAAAGCAACUCCUCGAAUGAUAGGACUGACAGUUGGUUUUGACAAAAAAGACAUGAUGGAUAUAAAGUACAGGAAAGUCAGAGAUGGUUGUGUGACUGAUGCAGUCUUUCAAGAAAUGUAUAUUUGUGCAAGCGUAGAAUUUCUGCAGACUGUUGCAAAUGUCUUUCUUGAGGCCUACACCACAGGCACUGCUGUAGAAACCAGUGUGCAAACAUGGACUGCUAAGGAAGAAGUACCUACACAGGAAUCAGUGAAGUGGGAAAUUAAUGUUAUUAUUAAAAAUCCUGAAAUUGUGUUUGUGGCUGACAUGACAAAAAAUGAUGCUCCUGCCUUAGUCAUUACAACACAAUGUGAAAUUUGCUAUAAAGGUAACCUUGAAAAUAGUACAAUGACUGCUGCUAUUAAAGAUCUCCAAGUGAGAGCCUGCCCGUUUCUUCCAGUCAAGAGAAAAGGCAAAAUCACUACUGUUUUGCAGCCCUGUGACUUGUUUUAUCAAACUACUAAGAUAGGUACAGAUCCACAAGUGAUCGAUAUGUCAGUAAAAUCCCUGACACUAAAGGUUUCACCAGUUAUUAUAAAUACUAUGAUUACUAUAACUUCAGCACUGUAUACAACGAAGGAAACCAUCCCAGAAGAAACGGCUUCUUCUACUGCACAUUUAUGGGAAAAGAAGGAUACAAAGACUUUAAAAAUGUGGUUUCUUGAAGAAUCAAAUGAAACUGAAAAAAUAGCUCCCACGACUGAAUUGGUACCCAAAGACGAGAUGAUAAAAAUGAACAUUGAUUCUAUUUUUAUAGUUCUUGAGGCUGGAGUUGGUCAUAGAACAGUACCUAUGCUUCUGGCAAAGUCACGUUUUUCAGGGGAAGGCAAAAACUGUAGUUCCCUAAUAAAUCUGCACUGUCAGCUUGAGCUAGAAGUGCAUUAUUAUAAUGAAAUGUUUGGUGUAUGGGAGCCUUUGCUUGAACCCUUAGAAAUUGAUCAGACUGAGGAUUUUAGACCAUGGAAUCUUGGUAUCAAGAUGAAAAAGAAAGCAAAAAAGGCCAUUGUUGAGUCAGAUCCUGAAGAAGAAAACUACAAAGUGCCAGAAUAUAAAACUGUCAUCAGUUUCCAUUCAAAAGACCAAUUAAACAUUACAUUAUCCAAAUGUGGUCUUGUAAUGUUAAACAAUUUAGUCAAGGCAUUUACAGAAGCUGCCACUGGAUCUUCAGCUGACUUCGUAAAGGAUCUAGCACCAUUUAUGAUUUUAAAUUCCCUUGGACUUACUAUCUCUGUUUCGCCAAGUGAUUCUUUUAGUGUACUCAACAUUCCUAUGGCAAAAUCAUAUGUAUUGAAAAAUGAAGAAAGUUUAAGUAUGGAUUAUAUCCGAACCAAGGACAAUGAUCAUUUCAAUGCAAUGACCAGCCUAAGCAGCAAACUCUUCUUCAUUCUUCUUACACCUGUUAACCAUUCUACUGCUGAUAAGAUUCCUUUAACAAAAGUGGGACGACGUCUGUACACUGUAAGACACAGAGAGUCUGGCGUUGAAAGAUCUAUUGUUUGUCAAAUUGAUACAGUGGAAGGAAGUAAGAAGGUCACAAUUCGCUCCCCAGUGCAGAUAAGAAAUCAUUUUUCAGUCCCACUGUCUGUUUACGAAGGGGAUACCUUAUUGGGAACUGCCUCACCUGAAAAUGAAUUCAACAUACCAUUAGGAUCUUACCGAUCAUUCAUUUUUCUGAAGCCAGAAGAUGAGGACUAUCAAAUGUGUGAAGGAAUUGACUUUGAAGAGAUUAUAAAAAAUGAUGGUGCUCUUCUAAAGAAGAAAUGUAGAUCUAAAAACCCUUCUAAGAAAUCAUUUCUCAUUAAUAUUGUUCCAGAAAAAGAUAAUUUAACAUCUCUAUCAGUGUAUUCAGAAGACGGUUGGGAUUUACCAUACAUAAUGCAUUUGUGGCCACCUAUUCUGCUCCGAAAUCUUCUUCCUUACAAAAUUGCUUAUUAUAUAGAGGGAAUUGAAAAUCCAGUUUUUACUCUAAGUGAAGGACAUUCAGCCCAGAUUUGUACUGUACAGUUGGAUAAAGCCAGGCUACAUUUAAAAUUACUUGACUAUCUCAAUCAUGAUUGGAAAAGUGAAUAUCACAUAAAGCCUAAUCAGCAAGACAUUAGUUUUGUCAAUUUUACUUGUGUUACAGAAAUGGAAAAGACUGAUUUAGAUAUUGCUGUCCAUAUGACUUAUAAUACUGGUCAGACAGUUGUGGCAUUUCAUAGUCCUUAUUGGAUGGUCAAUAAAACUGGCCGCAUGUUACAGUACAAAGCAGAUGGAAUUCAUCGAAAGCAUCCACCUAAUUAUAAAAAGCCAGUUCUCUUUUCUUUUCAACCAAAUCACUUUUUUAAUAACAAUAAGGUUCAACUUAUGGUAACUGAUAGUGAGUUGUCCGAUCAGUUUUCAAUUGAUACUGUUGGUAGUCAUGGAGCUGUUAAAUGUAAAGGCCUGAAAAUGGACUAUCAAGUUGGCGUCACUAUAGACCUGAGCAGUUUUAACAUUACUAGAAUUGUGACAUUUACCCCUUUUUAUAUGAUUAAAAACAAAAGCAAAUACCAUAUAUCAGUGGCUGAAGAAGGAAAUGAUAAAUGGCUCUCUCUUGAUUUGGAGCAGUGUAUCCCCUUUUGGCCUGAGGAUGCUUCUAGUAAACUUCUUAUUCAAGUCGAAAGGAGUGAAGAUCCUCCCAAAAGGAUAUAUUUUAACAAGCAAGAAAAUUGUAUUCUAUUGCGUCUAGAUAACGAGCUUGGAGGUAUUAUAGCAGAAGUGAAUUUGGCCGAGCAUUCUACAGUUAUUACAUUUUUAGAUUAUCAUGAUGGAGCAGCUACAUUCCUCUUAAUAAAUCACACAGAGAAUGAACUUGUUCAAUACAAUCAAAGUUCUCUCAGUGAAAUAGAAGAUUCCCUCCCUCCUGGAAAAGCAGUGUUUUAUACAUGGGCUGAUCCAGUGGGCUCUAGAAGGCUGAAGUGGAGAUGUAGAAAAAGCCACGGUGAAGUAACACAGAAGGAUGAUAUGAUGAUGCCUAUAGAUUUGGGGAAAAAGACAAUUUAUUUAGUUUCAUUCUUUGAAGGUUUACAACGCAUUAUUUUAUUCACUGAAGAUCCAAAGGUAUUUAAAGUAACAUAUGAAAGUGAGAAAGCAGAGUUAGCAGAGCAAGAAAUUGCACUGGCAUUACAAGAUGUUGGAAUUUCUCUUGUCAACAAUUACACGAAGCAAGAAGUAGCCUAUAUAGGCAUUACAAGUUCUGAUGUGGUUUGGGAAACAAAGCCCAAGAAGAAGGCAAGAUGGAAGCCAAUGAGUGUAAAGCACACUGAGAAGUUAGAGAGAGAAUUUAAGGAAUAUACUGAAUCUUCUCCUUCAGAAGAUAAGGUUAUUGAGUUGGACACUAACGUUCAGGUUCGCCUAACACCUACUGGUCAUAACAUGAAAAUUCUGCAGCCGCUUGUAAUAGCUCUACGAAGAAAUUAUCUUCCAGCAUUAAAAGUGGAAUAUAACACAUCUGCACAUCAAUCAUCAUUUAGAAUUCAGAUUUACAGAAUACAGAUCCAAAAUCAGAUACAUGGUGCUGUAUUUCCCUUUGUGUUUUAUCCUGUUAAACCUCCAAAGUCGGUCACCAUGGAUUCAGCACCAAAGCCCUUUACAGAUGUCAGUAUCGUCAUGAGAUCUGCAGGACAUUCCCAGAUAUCACGUAUUAAAUAUUUCAAAGUAUUGAUUCAAGAAAUGGAUCUCAGGUUAGAUCUUGGGUUUAUCUAUGCCUUAACAGACCUUAUGACAGAAGCUGAGGUGACUGAAAAUACAGAGGUUGAGCUUUUUCAUAAAGAUAUAGAAGCUUUCAAAGAAGAAUAUAAAACAGCCUCAUUAGUAGAUCAAUCACAAGUUAGCCUCUAUGAAUAUUUUCAUAUAUCUCCUAUCAAGUUACAUUUAAGUGUUUCACUGAGUUCCGGCAGAGAAGAAGCUAAAGAUUCAAAACAAAAUGGAGGACUGAUUCCAGUUCAUUCUUUAAAUCUUUUGCUGAAGAGUAUUGGUGCCACACUGACAGAUGUACAAGAUGUAGUUUUUAAGCUUGCAUUUUUUGAACUCAACUAUCAGUUCCAUACAACAUCCGACCUACAGUCUGAAGUCAUAAGGCACUAUUCAAAACAGGCCAUUAAGCAGAUGUAUGUACUCAUUCUUGGACUUGAUGUUUUGGGAAAUCCAUUUGGCUUAAUUAGAGAAUUUUCUGAAGGUGUAGAAGCAUUUUUUUAUGAACCUUACCAGGGAGCCAUCCAGGGUCCUGAAGAGUUUGUGGAGGGAAUGGCACUAGGACUUAAGGCACUAGUUGGUGGAGCUGUUGGUGGAUUGGCUGGUGCUGCCUCCAAAAUCACCGGUGCUAUGGCUAAAGGGGUAGCAGCUAUGACCAUGGAUGAAGACUACCAACAGAAGAGAAGAGAAGCCAUGAAUAAGCAACCAGCUGGUUUUAGAGAAGGCAUCACUCGUGGAGGAAAAGGCUUAGUUUCUGGAUUUGUUAGUGGCAUAACAGGAAUUGUUACAAAACCAAUCAAAGGAGCUCAAAAAGAAGGAGCAGCUGGUUUCUUCAAAGGUGUUGGGAAAGGUUUAGUAGGAGCGGUAGCAAGGCCAACUGGAGGCAUCAUAGACAUGGCUAGCAGUACAUUUCAGGGAAUAAAAAGAGCUACAGAGACUUCUGAAGUGGAGAGUCUGCGACCUCCUCGGUUCUUCAAUGAAGAUGGAGUUAUCAGACCAUACAGGUUGAGGGAUGGGACUGGAAAUCAAAUGUUACAGGUCAUGGAAAAUGGAAGAUUUGCAAAAUACAAAUAUUUUACCCAUGUCAUGAUCAAUAAGACAGAUAUGCUAAUGAUAACCAGACGUGGUGUAUUAUUUGUAACAAAGGGAACAUUUGGACAACUCACGUGUGAGUGGCAGUAUAGUUUUGAUGAAUUUACCAAAGAGCCAUUCAUUGUUCAUGGGAGAAGAUUGCGCAUUGAAGCAAAGGAACGAGUGAAAUCUGUAUUUCAUGCCAGAGAGUUUGGAAAAAUAAUUAACUUCAAGACCCCAGAGGAUGCCAGGAAUCUUGGGGAAGGUCAACUAACCUCAGUUUCCUCAAGAUGAGAAUGGUGUGACUUGAAAAGCAUGGUGUGUACUUUAGGAAUUAUGGCAAUCACAAAGAUGUGCACUGUCAAGAAAAUGAAGACUAUGAAUUGACUGUCUGACCUCAUUGAUCACAACUGAAGUGCUAUUCAGAACAUUGAGUUGUACUCAUUAUAUCAUGAAACUUACAGUAAGAGGGUGGAGCCAAGAUGGCCGAAUAGGAACAGCUCCAGUCUACAGCUCCUAGCGUGAGCAAAGCAGAAGACGGGUGAUUUCUGCAUUUCCAACUGAGGUACUGGGUUCAUCUCACUGGGGAGUGUCGGAAAGUGGGUGCAGGACAGUGGGUGCAGUGCACCGAGCGUGAGCCAAAACAAGGGGUCACGGGAAUUCCCGGGAAGCACAAGGGGUCAGGGAAUUCCCUUUCCUAGUCAAAGAAAGGGGUGACAGAUGGCACCUGGAAAAUCGGGUCACUCCCACCCUAAUACUGCGCUUUUCCAAUGGUAUUAGCAAACGGCACACCAGGAGAUUAUAUCCCAUGCCUGGCUCGGAGGGUCCUAUGCCCACGGAGCCUCGCUCAUUGCUAGCACAGCAGUCUGAGAUCAAACUGCAAGGUGGCAGCGAGGCUGGGGGAGGGGCGCCCGCCAUUGCCGAGGCUUGAGUAGGUAAACAAAGCCGCCCAGAAGCUCGAACUGGGUGGAGCCCACCGCAGCUCAAGGAGGCCUGCCUGCCUCUGUAGACUCCACCUCUGGGGGCAGGGCACAGCCAAACAAAAGGCAGCAAAAUCCUCUGCAAACUUAAAUGUCCCUGUCUGACAGCCUUGAAGAGAGUAGUGGUUCUCCCAGCACGCAGCUGGACAUCUGAGAAUGGACAGACUACCUCCUCAAGUGGGUCCUUGACCCCCGAGUAGCCUAACUGGGAGACACCCCCCAAGUAGGGGCAGACUGACACCUCACACGGCCGGGUACUCCUCUGAGACAAAACUUCCGGAGGAACAAUCAGGCAGCAACAUCUGCCGUUCACCAAGAUCUGCUGUUGUGCAGCCUCUGCUGCUGAUACCCAGGCACACAGGGUCUGGAGUGGACCUGCAGCAAACUCCAACAGACCUGCAGCUGAGGGGCCUGACUGUUAGAAUGAAAACUAACAAACAGAAAGGGCAUCCACACCAAAACCCCAUCUGUACGUCACCAUCAUCAAAGACCAAAGGUAGAUAAAACCACAAAGAUGGGGAAAAAACAGAGCAGAAAAACUGGAAACUCUAAAAAUCAGAGUGCCUCUCCUCCUCCAAAGGAAUGCAGCUCCUCACCAGCAACAGAACAAAGCUGGACAGAGAAUGACUUUGACGAGUUGAGAGAAGAAGGCUUCAGACGAUCAAACUACUCUGAGCUAAAGGAGAAAGUUCGAACCCAUGACAAAGAAGUUAAAAACCUUGAAAAUAAAUUAGACAAAUGGCUAACUAGAAUAACCAAUGCAGAGAAGUCCUUAAAGGACCUGAUGGAGCUGAAAACCAAGGCACAAGAACUAUGUGACGAAUGCACAAGCCUCAGUAGCCGACGCGAUCAACUAGAAGAAAGGGUAUCAGUGAUGGAAGAUGAAACGAAUGAAAUGAAGCCAGAAGAGAAGUUUAGAGAGAAAAGAAUAAAAAGAAACGAACAAAGCCUCCAAGAAAUAUGGGACUGUGAAAAGAUCAAAUCUACAUCUGAUUGGCAUACCUGAAAGUGACGGGGAGAAUGGAACCAAGUUGGAAAACACUCUGCAGGAUAUUAUCCAGGAGAACUUCCCCAAUGUAGCAAGGCAGGCCAACAUUCAAAUUCAGGAAAUACAGAGAAUGCCACAAAGAUACUCCUCGAGAAGAGCAACUCCAAGACGCAUAAUUGUCAGAUUCACCAAAGUUGAAAUGGAAAAAAUGUUAAGGGCAGCCAGAGAGAAAGGUCAGGUUACCCACAAAGGAAAGCCCAUCAGACUAACAGGUGAUCUCUUGGCAGAAACUCUACAAGCCAGAAGAGAGUGGGGGCCGAUAUUCAACAUUCUUAAAGAAAAGAAUUUUCAACCCAGAAUUUCAUAUCCAGCCAAACUAAGCUUCAUAAGUGAAGGAGAAAUAAAAUACUUUACAGACAAGCAAAUGCUGAGAGAUUUUGUCACCACCAGGCCUGCCCUAAAAGAGCUCCUGAAGGAAGCCCUAAACAUGGAAAGGAACAACUAGUACCAGCCACUGCAAAAACAUGCCAAAUUGUAAAGACCAUCAAGGCUAGGAAGAAACUGCAUCAACUAACGAGCAAAAUAACCAGCUAACAUCAUAAUGACAGGAUUAAAUUCACACAUAACAAUAUUAACCUUAAAUGUAAAUGGGCUCAAUGCUCCAAUUAAAAGACACAGACUGGCAAAUUGGAUAGAGUCAAGACCCAUCAGUGUGCUGUAUUCAGGAAACCCACCUCAUGUGCAGAGACACACAUAGGCUCAAAAUAAAGGAAUGAAGAUCUACCAAGCAAAUGGAAAACAAAAAGUCAGGAGUUGCAAUCCUAGUCUCUGAUAAAACAGACUUUAAAGCAACAAACAGCAAAAGAGACAAAGAAGGCCAUUACAUAACAGUAAAGGGAUCAGUUCAACAAGAAGAGCUAACUAUCCUAAAUAUAUAUGCACCCAAUACAGGAGCACCCAGAUUCAUAAAGCAAGUCCUUAGACACCUACAAAGAGACUUAGAUUCCCACACAGUAAUAAUGGAAGACUUUAACACCCCACUGUCAACAUUAGACAGAUCAACGAGACAGAAAGUUAACAAGGAUAUCCAGGAAUUGAACUCAGCUCUGCACCAAGUGGACCUAAUAGACAUCUACAGAACUCUCCACCCCAAAUCAACAGAAUAUACAUUAUUCUCAGCACCAUAUCGCACUUAUUCCAAAAUUGACCACUUAGUUGGAAGUAAAGCACUCCUCAGCAAAUGUAAAAGAACAGAAAUUAUAACAAACUGUCAGACCAUAGUGCAAUCAAACUAGAACUCAGGAUUAAGAAACUCACUCAAAACCACUCAACUACAUGGAAACUGAACAACCUGCUCCUGACUCCUGAAUGACUACUGGGUACAUAACUAAAUGAAGGCAGAAAUAAAGAUGUUCUUUGAAACCAACGAGAACAAAGAUACAACAUACCAGAAUCUCUGGGACACAUUCAAAGCAGUGUGUAGGGGGAAAUUUAUAGCACUAAAUGCCCACAAGAGAAAGCAGGAAAGAUCUAAAAUUGACACCCUAACAUCACAAUUAAAAGAACUAGGCCGGGCGCGGUGGCUCACGCCUGUAAUCCCAGCACUUUGGGAGGCCGAGGCAGGUGGAUAACGAGGUCAGGAGAUCAAGACCAUCCUGGCUAACAUGGUGAAACCCCGUCUCUACUAAAAAUACAAAAAAUUAGCCGGGUGAGGUGGCGGGCGCCUGUAGUCCCAGCUAUGCGGGAGGCUGAGGCAGGAGAAUGGCGUGAACCCGGGAGGCGGAGCUUGCAGUGAGCCGAGAUGGCACCACUGCACUCCAGCCUGGGCGACAGCAAGACUCCAUCGCAAAAAAAAAAAAAAAAAAGAACUAGAGAAGCAAGAGCAAACACAUUCAAAAGCUAGCAGAAGGCAAGAAAUAACUAAGAUCAGAGCAGAACUGAAGGAAAUAGAGACACAAAAAACCCUUCAAAAAAUCAAUAAAUCCAGGAGCUGGUUUUUUGAAAAGAUCAACAAAAUUGAUGGACCACUAGCAAGACUAAUAAGAAAAGAGAGAAGAAUCAAAUAGAUGCAAUAAAAAAUGAUAAAGGGGAUAUCACCACCGAUCCCAUAGAAAUACAAACUACCAUCAGAGAAUACUAUAAACACCUCGACACAAAUAAACUAGAAAAUCUAGAAGAAAUGGAAAAAUUCCUCAACACAUACACCCUCCCAAGACUAAACCAGGAAGAAGUUGAAUCUCUGAAUAGACCAAUAACAGGCUCUGCAAUCGAGGCAAUAAUUAAUAGCUUACCAACCAAAAAAAGUCCAGGACCAGAUGGAUUCACAGCCGAAUUCUAACAGAGGUACAAGGAGGAGCUGGUACCAUUCCUUCUGAAACUAUUCCAAUCAAUAGAAAAAAAGGGAAUCCUCCCUAACUCAUUUUAUGAGGCCAGCAUCAUCCUGAUACCAAAGCCUGGCAAAGACACAACAAAAAAAGAGAAUUUUAGACCAAUAUCCCAGAUGAACAUUGAUGCAAAAAUCCUCAAUAAAAUACUGGCAAACCAAAUCCAGCAGCACAUCAAAAAGCUUAUCCACCAUGAUCAAGUGGGCUUCAUCCCUGGGAUGCAAGGCUGGUUCAACAUACACAAAUCAAUAAACGUAAUCCAGCAUAUAAACAGAACCAACAACAAAAACCAUAUGAUUAUCUCAAUAGAUGCAGAAAAGACCUUUGACAAAAUUCAACAACCCUUCAUGCUAAAAACUCUCAAUAAAUUAGGUAUUGAUGAGAUAUAUCUCAAAAUAAUAAGAGCUAUCUCUGACAAACCCACAGCCAAUAUCAUACUGAAUGGGCAAAAACUGGAAGCAUUCUCUUUGAAAACCAGCACAAGACAGGGAUGCCCUCUCUCACCACUCCUACUCAACAUAGUGUUGGAAGUUCUGGCCAGGACAGUCAGGCAGGAGAAGGAAAUAAAGGGUAUUCAAUUAGGAAAAGAGGAAAUCAAAUUGUCCCUGUUUGCAGAUGACAUGAUUGUAUAUCUAGAAAACACCAUUGUCUCAGCCCAAAAUCUCCUUAAGCUGAUAGGCAACUUCAGCAAAGUCUGAGGAUACAAAAUCAGUGUGCAAAAAUCACAAGCAUUCCUAUACACCAAUAACAGACAAACAGAGAGCCAAAUCAUGAGUGAACUCCCAUUCACAAUUGCUUCAAAGAGAAUAAAAUACCUAGGAAUCCAACUGACAAGGGAUGUGAAGGACCUCUUCAAGGAGAACUACAAACCACUGCUCAAUGAAAUAAAAGAGGAUACAAACAAAUGGAAGAACAUUCCAUGCUCAUGGGUAGGAAGAAUCAAUAUCGUGAAAAAUGGCCAUACUGCCCAAGGUAAUUUAUAGAUUCAAUGCCAUCCCUAUCAAGCUACCAAUGACUUUCCUCACAGAAUUGGAAAAAACUACUUCAAAGUUCAUAUGGAACCAAAAAAGAGCCUGCAUUGCCAAGUCAAUCCUAAGCCAAAAGAACAAAGCUGGAGGCAUCAUGCUACCUGACUUCAAACUAUACUACAAGGCUACAGUAACCAAAACAGCAUGGUACUGGUAGCAAAACAGAGACCUAGACCAAUGGAACAGAACAGAGCCCUCAGAAAUAAUGCCACAUAUCUACAACCAUCUGAUCUUUGACAAACCUGACAAAAACAAGAAAUGGGGAAAGGAUUCCCUAUUUAAUAAAUGGUGCUGGGAAAACUGGCUAGCCAUAUGUAGAAAGCUGAAACUGGAUCCCUUCCUUACACCUUAUACAAAAAUUAAUUCAAGAUGGAUUAAAGACUUAAAUGUUAGACCUAAAACCAUAAAAACCCUAGAAGAAAACCUAGGCAAUACCAUUCAGGACAUAGGCGUGGGCAAGGACUUCAUGUCUAAAACACAAAAGCAAUGGCAACAAAAGCCAAAAUUGACAAAUGGGAUCUGAUUAAACUAAAGAGCUUCUGCACAGCAAAAGAAACUACCAUCAGAGUGAAUAGGCAACCUACAGAAUGAGAGAAAAUUUUUGCAAUCUACUCAUCUGACAAAGGGCUAAUAUCCAGAAUCUACAAUGAACUCAAACAAAUUUACAAGAAAAAAACAAACAGCCCCAUCAAAAAGUGGGCAAAGGAUAUGAACAGACACUUCUCAAAAGAAGACAUUUAUGCAGCCAAAAGACACAUGAAGAAAUGCUCAUCACCACUGGCCAUCAGAGAAAUUCCAGUCAAAACCACAAUGAGAUACCAUCUCACACCAGUUACAAUGGCCAUCAUUAAAAAGUCAGGAAACAACAGGUGCUGGAGAGGAUGUGGAGAAAUAGGAACACUUUUACACUGUUGGUGGGACUGUAAACUAGUUCAACCAUUGUGGAAGUCAGUGUGGCGAUUCCUCAGGGAUCUAGAACUAGAAAUACCAUUUGACCCAGCCAUCCCAUUACUGGGUAUAUGCGCAAAGGAUUAUAAAUCAUGCUGCUAUAAAGACACAUGCACACGUAUGUUUAUUGUGGCACUAUUCACAAUAGCAAAGACUUGGAACCAACCCAAAUGUCCAUCAAUGAUUGAUAGACUGGAUUAAGAAAAUGUGGCACAUAUACACCAUGGAAUACUAUACAGCCAUAAAAAAUAAUGAGUUCAUGUCCUUUGUAGGGACAUGGAUGAAGCUGGAAACCAUCAUUCUCAGCAAACUAUCACAAGAACAAAAAACCAAACACCACAUGUUGUCACUCAUAGGUGGGAAUUGAACAAUGAGAACACAUGGACAGAGGAAGG
This is a messenger RNA of Symphalangus syndactylus (siamang), 16243 nucleotides long. RefSeq names its product vacuolar protein sorting 13 homolog A (gene VPS13A). Gene Ontology annotation, biological process: autophagy; protein targeting to vacuole; protein retention in Golgi apparatus. NCBI's taxonomy places the organism in Eukaryota, Metazoa, Chordata, Mammalia, Primates, Hylobatidae. The record is from RefSeq and is a predicted model, not a curated record.